UGAGGCGAGGAGACAGAGAAAGGAGGGGAGAGAAGCUAUGGAUGGAGAGAGAGAGAGAGAGGGAUGCUGUUGCCAGGGAACAGCAGCCAUAUAGAGGACCACUGAAAACAACAGCAGGAUUAUCUGAUGGAGUAAAAGGAUAAAGAGAUGUGGUGCUCAUUUUUUGCCCCACAGAAGGGUUUGAAUUGAUAUUUGGGAGUGGAAAAAGAUGCUCCAAAAGGUAUUGGGAGUUACAAGCAGGGUGAUAGAAAGGGAUGCCAGAGCAGAUGCAUUCUGAUUAAAGGAAUUUUGUGUGUUGGUGGUGUGGACGUAGGAGCUGAGAGGCAAGACUCUAGAUUGCCAGUCCUUCUCUAACAAAGGUGGCCAGAGGCGGAGGAGAAGAAGAGGGGGAGUCCAGCACAGAGGUGCCCCCUGUCUCCAGACACCUGCUGCUGGCUAGCGAAUGACAUCGAGGACACUGUAUGGCUGUGUCUGUGCAUGAGUGUGCGUGUGUGCAUGUGAAUGAGUGAGAGACGGGGAGCGUGAGAGGAGGAAUUUUGGUCUGACCCCGGCUUCUGUGUUGAUGUGGAGGAUCAGGACUCUCUCCCCCUUGAAUCUUUGCGUCUGGGACUGAGGAGGAGGGAGGACACAGACCAGCGAGAGGUUUUCAGGGGAUCUCACACCGCUCAUGCCCCUGCUGCUCUCCUCUCUGAGGGAUGGGCACCACAGAGGCAACGCUACGAAUGGAGAACUUGGAAGUGAAAGACGAGUGGCAGGAUGAAGACUUCCCCAGACCACUACCAGAGUACGGAGACAUGGAUCCCUCUUGUGGUCUGACAGACGACAGAGCCUCUCCCCCUUGCUCCCUGAAUGUGAGCUCACCCGGAGGAGGAGGAGGCGGCGUGUCCUCGUCCCACCGCAAACGCCGUACAUUGGUUGCCCCGGAGAUGAACCUUUCACUGGACCAGAGCGAGGGCUCUUUGCUGUCAGAUGACUUUCUCGAUACACCAGAUGACCUGGACAUCAACGUUGAUGACAUUGAUACGCCUGACGAGACAGACUCGCUGGAGUUCAUCACCAACGGCAACGAGCUGGAGUGGGAAGAUGACACACCGGUGGCCUCGGCCAAAGCAGGUGGUCCUGCUGGUGGCUCAGGAGAAGCGGACGAGGAGGGGAACGUCAACAACGGACGCCUCUGGAGGACGGUGAUCAUCGGAGAACAGGAGCAUCGUAUUGACAUGCAGGUCAUCAGACCCUACCUCCGGGUCAUCACACACGGAGGUUACUAUGGCGAGGGGCUGAACGCCAUCAUUGUUUUCUCUGCCUGUUACCUGCCUGACAGCAGCUUCCCAGACUACCAUUACAUCAUGGAGAACCUCUUCCUGUACGUGGUGAGCAGUCUGGAGAUGCUCGUGGCUGAAGAUUACCUGAUCAUCUACAUGAACGGAGCCACUCCUCGAAAUAAAAUGCCCGGGAUCAGUUGGCUCAAGAAGUGCUACCAGAUGAUUGACAGAAGAUUGAGGAAGAACCUGAAGUCUUUGGUUAUCGCUCAUCCCACCUGGUUCAUACGCACCGUCCUGGCGAUAUCCAGGCCCUUUAUCAGUGUGAAGUUCAUGAAUAAGAUCCAGUACGUCCACAGCCUGGAUGAACUGGCAGAGAUCGUCCCCAUGGAGCACGUCCAUGUACCAGAGUGUGUGGUGCAAUUUGACGAGGAGAGGAUUAAAGCACGGAGGGAAAGGAUGGAGCAGGAGCACAGACAUCAGGAUCAGCAGCAGUCAGUCCCACAGGAGCCAAUUAAAAAGUCUGAGAGGCCGAAGUCAAUGUUUGUAGGGAAUCAGGGAUUAUGAGAAGGAAGGAGCUUCGCAGGAGGAGUGUGUGACAGACAUAUGGAGCAUGAACCUUUGAUAUAAAGCAGCGGAUCCAGCAAGUCUACAUAUGCUUCCUUGUUUCAACAUCCACCUGAGCUGGUGAACGCUGCGUCUCAUCAACCCUCUGUGUGGAACCCCUUCCUCCUCUCUGCCGGAGGGUUUCAUAUCCCAGCUUGAAAAAUGUACGACGGAAGUCACCGCUCUGUUAGAGGAAGUGUUUCACCAUGGAAACUUUUGUUGGGUUCAUCGACUCAUUAACCUGCUGUGUGGUCGGACCGGUUGUGAUAUGACAUCAUCGUGAGGCUCUGGAGGACCAGGACGUUGACAGAAAUGCACGCUCUAUAUAAUGCAACACAAAGUUAACUGGAACACUAAAGAAAGACAAUUGACUUUGGCAAUGUUGGGUGAAACAAGUGUAACUCCAAUCGUGGAUGUUGUAACAACAUUUGAAGGAUUAAUGGUUUAAUUUUACAAUUCUACUUUUUGUUAAGGGCAGACACCCCAGGUGAAUAGGGUAAAAAAAAAUCACCAAUAGAUAUUGCCAUGAAACUUCCCCAGUUGAUUACUUACAUUAAGACAGUUAUUUCUUGUAUUACAAGUUUUCUGAAAUGUUGUGUUUGAA
This is a messenger RNA of Sebastes umbrosus (honeycomb rockfish), 2469 nucleotides long. RefSeq names its product ATCAY kinesin light chain interacting caytaxin a (gene atcaya). Gene Ontology annotation, cellular component: cytoplasm. The record is from RefSeq and is a predicted model, not a curated record. NCBI's taxonomy places the organism in Eukaryota, Metazoa, Chordata, Actinopteri, Perciformes, Sebastidae. The transcript has 13 exons. Gene Ontology annotation, biological process: apoptotic process. Bases 696 to 1826 code for a protein of 376 amino acids.